This is a messenger RNA of Scomber japonicus (chub mackerel), 4978 nucleotides long. It is a transcript of the gene cry2, whose product is annotated as cryptochrome circadian regulator 2. Gene Ontology annotation, biological process: negative regulation of DNA-templated transcription; entrainment of circadian clock by photoperiod; circadian regulation of gene expression. Gene Ontology annotation, cellular component: cytoplasm; nucleus. The record is from RefSeq and is a predicted model, not a curated record. The transcript is spliced from 13 exons. Lineage: Eukaryota; Metazoa; Chordata; Actinopteri; Scombriformes; Scombridae. Bases 112 to 2256 code for a protein of 714 amino acids. Gene Ontology annotation, molecular function: DNA binding; FAD binding.
UUCCCGGGAGUCUCCUGAACUCUCACUGUUUUAGCCUUUGAAACUGCAUUUUUAGUCUUCAUUUCGACCGAUUCCUCUGGAUUUACUCUAAUGAUGGAAUAAGAAGUAAUCAUGGUGGUGAAUUCAGUGCACUGGUUUCGCAAAUGUAUGCGUUUGCACGAUAAUCCUGCGUUGCAAGAGGCCCUGACUGGAGCAGACACAGUGCGUUGUGUUUAUAUCCUGGACCCGUGGUUCGCUGGCGCAGCUAACGUGGGAAUCAACCGAUGGAGGUUUCUGCUGGAGGCUCUGAAGGACUUGGACAGCAGUUUGAAGAAGCUCAACUCCAGGUUGUUUGUAGUCAGAGGGCAGCCCACUGAUGUUUUCCCCAGGCUUUUUAAGGAGUGGAAAGUGACCCGGCUCUCAUUUGAAUACGACCCAGAGCCUUACGGGAAGGAGAGGGAUGGAGCCAUCAUCAAGAUGGCCCAGGAGUUUGGAGUGGAGACCAUUAUCAGAAACUCACACACCCUCUACAACCUGGAUAGGAUAAUCGAGAUGAACAACAACAGUCCUCCGCUCACCUUUAAGCGUUUUCAGACCAUUGUCAGCAGAAUGGAGUUGCCCAGGAGACCCCUGCCUCCCAUCACCCAGCAGCAGAUGGACAAAUGUCACACCAAAAUAGCUGACAACCAUGACCAGCUAUACAGUAUACCUUCACUGGAAGAACUAGGUUUCAGGACGCAGGGUUUACCUCCAGCUGUGUGGAGAGGAGGAGAGUCAGAGGCCUUGGACAGACUCAACAAACAUCUGGACAAAAAGGUGUGGGUGGCAAACUUUGAGCAUCCUCGGGGCAGCACGUGCUCUCUGUACGCCAGUCCUACCGGCCUCAGCCCGUACCUGCGCUUCGGCUGUCUGUCCUGUAGGGUUCUCUACUACAACCUGAGAGAACUCUACAUGAAGCUCCGUAAGCGCUGCAGUCCACCUCUGUCUCUGUUCGGCCAGCUGUUAUGGAGGGAGUUCUUCUACACCGCCGCCACCAACAACCCAAACUUUGACCGCAUGGAAGCAAACCCCAUCUGUGUCCAGAUCCCAUGGGACCAGAACCCCGAGGCGCUGGCCAAGUGGGCUGAGGGUCGGACCGGUUUCCCCUGGAUCGACGCUAUCAUGACCCAGCUGAGACAGGAGGGCUGGAUCCACCACCUGGCCAGACACGCUGUGGCCUGUUUCCUCACCAGGGGAGACCUGUGGAUCAGCUGGGAGAGCGGCAUGAGGGUAUUUGAGGAGCUGCUGCUGGAUGCUGAUUGGAGUGUAAAUGCUGGCAGCUGGAUGUGGCUGUCCUGCAGUGCCUUCUUCCAACAGUUCUUCCACUGCUACUGUCCUGUCGGCUUUGGAAGGAGAACUGACCCUUCAGGAGACUACAUCAGGCGUUACAUCCCCAUCUUGAAAGACUACCCAAACCGCUACAUCUAUGAGCCCUGGAAUGCACCAGAGGCAGUCCAGAAGGCAGCCAACUGUGUGGUGGGAGUGGAUUAUCCCAAACCAAUGAUCAACCACGCUGAGGGCAGCAGGCUCAACAUUGAGAGGAUGAAACAAGUUUACCAGCAACUCUCUCAUUACAGAGGACUCAGUCUACUUGCGUCAGUACCAACGAUCCAGGAGGAAGCAGAGCCACCAAUGACUGAUGAGUCCCAGACUAGCAGUGGACCUGACUCUCCUUGCAGAGGUGCAGCAGACAGUGAAGACAUUGGCUGCUAUACUGCUCCUGAUUCAUCCACAGUCUGUGCAUCCUCCAACACUGCCCCACAUCCAGGUCUGGAGGAUGCAGCAAGCAGUCACACACCCCAAACAGCCUGCACCUCCUCAGGCUCACACACACAUCACCCUGCAGCUAUAACCUCUACGUCUGCAGGCCACCCACCAGUCGCAGCAGCUCUUCCCUCCCCAGCCUCGACACCAGCCCAGAGCCCUCUGUCCAGAUCCAAGCCCUCUUCCCCUUCCUCCUCAUGUCCCACCAUGUCAUCCUCCUCCAGUCCAGCCACGAGCCUGACUCAGACCUGUCUGGGGCCGAGGAGGAAAAGCCUCACCCGCAAGGCGCGGCGAAGCCAGAGGCAGCGAGGGCGACAGAGCUGCACUUCAGCUGCCAGGGAAGGAGAGAGGAGAGCCGAGGAGGAGGAGAGGGAGGAAGCAGGAGGGGAGGAGAGAAUGGAGGAGGACGUUGAGCAAGAUGAGGAGAGGAUGGAGGAGGAGACUUGUGGAGACUUGGCAAGACAUCAGCAGUGAUAAGAGGAGGAGUUGGAGAGAACGCUUUUCUAACAUCCAUCCUGGACUACUAGACACAUAAAGGAACAGAGUUCUGGAUAUGUGGACAACAUAAAUAUAUAUAUAUAUAGAAGCAUGUAUACAACACAUGUGGAAGCAGUACAAAAGCCUUUUACUCACAUUUACUCAAAUCAGAAAAAAUGGGAAAUAGACAGGCAUUAUAAGAGUAAUUCAAUGCAAAUAAAUUAACCAGUCUGACAUUUUAUCACAGAAGCAGUCCAGAUAGACUAAAUGAUUCAAAAUCAUCUUCAUUUUUGAAAAUAUUUAAGACGAGUAAUUCUCUCAUGUACCGUUCCACCUCUUAGGCGCGCACACACAUACACACACACUGCUACUAAAGAGCAACAUAAUACACUGUAGCUCUUACACACCUUACCCACAUUGAAUCCAUACAGCAUAGUGUGGCUGUUAGCAAUAGCACGUCUCUGCUUGUCCUCCUGCUUCUACGACUAUGGUGUCCAUAGAAACAAGGUACUACAGGGAGCCUUAACGUCACCUGCCAAAACACACUGUCCUGUCUCCACACACAGACUCUCACUAUCAUCUGUCACUCUUUGUUCCAGGGAAGGGAACUCUUCAGAAAGUCCUUUGAUAAAGCAGUGUAUUUUGACUUUUUGUAGUAAUGAUUUUGUAUACCUGUGGUUUAUGACUUUGGAUAUGUUUUGAGUGACAACAGAAUAGAGUGACCGACUGACCAACUCAGUGUGGACCCUGAUCAGGCCAAAGACUGACUUUCACCCUGAUUUUGAGGUGGGCAAGAGCACUACUAGAGCUUUAGACAGAUUAACUUACCUUCAGAGAACUGUGUUAAACUUCACUUUAUGGUGUAGCUCUUUUCAAUGUACAGCUUUAGGAGGAACUCAUUUAUAUUGAGAUGGGAGAAUUCUCUUGUUUAUGACUUCUGAAAAAAAAAAGGAAGUGGAGGGUUUUACUGUCCUUAUGACCCUGAUGUUUUUGUUAGACGUUUCCCUGAUGUAACCAAGUUACAACAUAAAAGAACACUACGAUCGAAACUGUACAUGUUAAUAUGUAAAUGCCCAAUAUGAAUGUUUUUGGAAAUGAUCUGAUAUUUUUGCUAGGAGCAAGGAUAAUAAUUAGUGGAACAUUUUUAUAGUCCAAACCCCUGUCUGUUUGAGGAUCACACAUCUAUGGAGGUAUAGCCAAUUACUAAUGGAAACCAUGUCAAUGAGGAGGCCAAGAAUAGCUUUUAUCUGAACAUUUUCACAUAUGUGUUUGUAUGUGAACAUAUAUGAGACAAAUGGAUUUAGAUACUGUAGAUGUGGCACAGGGGGGUGGGGGUAAAUGAAGAAAAGUCCACGAGACUGAAAUUUGUGCAUUUGCCAUAUUUUUUGUGUGGCUAUUAAAAAUGCUGCUUUUGUGGAAUGAAUGUAGAGAAAAAACUGGCGUGUUGUUCUCCCCAUAUAUUUAUCAGAGUUUGUAUAUAAAAUAUGUAAAACCAUAACCUGUCUGUUUUACUAAUGGUCUGAUAGGGGAGGGGGAGGGGGGGGUUUCACAAAAGGCUUGUUUUUCUGCCUGGAUGUUUCUUACCCAAGGCAGCCACUAGAGGGCAGCAGAUACAGCAAAAACUAUUAAGUUGGUAAGUUUGUUGGAAAUAUUCCACUUUCAUAAAACUCUAAACUCUGUUAAAUUGAAAUAAGCACCUUAUUAUUUCUUAGAGUCAAAGAUGACAUCUUCAGUGUCCAACCAACAGUACAAAAAACAAAGAUAUUCAGUUUACUAUCAUAUAAAAGAGAAAAGCUGGAACCAGUAAUUUUUCAGAGGCAUUAUUACCUGAAAAAUUCCCUAAACAAUUGUUUGAUUAUCAAAAUAGUUGCAGAUGAAUUUUCUGUUGACAUCAUUAUUCCAUGGUGUCAUUUCAGAAGUUCUACCAAUGAAUUUAACGAUUACUGUUACGUAAAUUCAAAUAAAACUGUCUUAAUUCAACAAUAUUUAUAUUCUUUAUUAAACCAAUAGUCAGAAACAUUAGCUGGCAGUAGAUUAUAGUGAUUUCAUACUUUUGGAAUACAAGUAGUUGCUCGAAUUCCUAUUAAGGUUCCAAACAUGAAUCAAACCAGCGAGGUCAGAUUAUUCCUGGAGUAAACACAUUUUACUUUGAAAGUGUUCUAAUAAUAGAAUUCAGAUCAGAGGCUUGUUAUAGUGACAAUCACUGAGGCAGUUUCAUCCUCUCAACUUUUGUUUCAACCUCAACCUUUGACUCGCUUCAAACCAAAAGCAAACGCCAAGAAACAACAGAAAUCAGAUUUUUAUAGCCUGGUUUUGUGAAACCCCCUGAGUGUGGAUGGGUUGGAGUUUCCGAGGAGAGGGAUGAUAGAUUGUUAUGAGACAAACUUCACAGCCUGAGCAGGUGUCAUACUGUUAGUGGUCAAGACGAGUGGGAACUAUGAAGUGUGCAUCCUCAAAGGUAAAACUACAAAUCUGAGAUGAUUUGCUGACCACUGAGCUUGUAUUCAGCUACUCCUCAGUCAAAGUUCACAGUUCCCACUUACUCUGAACACAACACAAUGCUUGUAUUUUGCUGUACAUUCCAACUAACACCAGUGUAAUGCUCUUCAGGGCUGGAGGUCUGUCUAAGGACUGUGGGCUACAUGGCUAUUUAUUUGUUUUGUAUUGUACAAAAAGAGUUUAUUUUCAUUAAAAUUGCUGAUGGAAUUGUGAUUGACAG